GAGUUUGUGUAAGCAAUGAACAUGGAAGUAACAAGUUGUUACGAGCACUAGAUGAUCAUAAAAGUGAGAGGACUGGUGGCGGUCUUUCUGCUGUACUGGGAGAGGCAAACAUCCGUUCCACUUUAGCCAGCGAUAACCUUUGACCUCAGCAUGGCGGAUAAUGUGGGCCAAUGAGUGUCACUUAAAAGAUAAAGUGAAGAAGGGGAUGUUCCUCCCGAGUUUGUGUAUUAGUCACCAUGUCGCAUUGAUCGAAUGUCAUGGUCACCUUGAUAAGAAAGAAAAUAUUUAAAUAAUAAUCUGCGUAAACAUACUCUAUGAGUAUAGCUUAGCCAGUGAAACACCAUCCUACCAUCAUUUUGUAAAAAUAAUUACGACUUCAUCAUGUCUCGAUGAGCCGAUGACGUGCCGUCUCUAUAGCGACAACAGUGUUGACACCUGAUUGACCUCAUGGCAACGAAUGGUCUUCCUGGUCUGAUCGUACAACGGGUGUAGAAUUGGUGCAGAAACAUGGGUCUGAACCAGAGCAAGGAUGAAAGGCUUCGUGACGUUUGUCUCAUUCUGACUGAGCAACAGGCUGCGCACCUGGAUACAGGAGAUAUUAGAGCAAAGACCGGCGCUGAUGUAGCAUUGGGUCAUCACGCCUCACCUGGAUCAGGUAGAAGGCUUGUCAUCGUUUGGGGUUAUCAAAAACAGAUUGAGGCAGCAGCAGGUCUCAUCGAUCAGCAGACUAGUGCUCAGGUACAAACACAGCUAUUCUGGCUCCAGUGGGUUGAGGCCGCGUUCCCUGACCUCCACUCUCGCGCCUACUUCCUGCCUCCGGUCUACUUCAACCGCGUGCCCAUGUCUAGACAGUCAAUUGCUGGUGAGGAUGUUCUGGUUGUUCACUCAGCACCUGGACAGGCCGGUCAGUCAAGUGGACCAGCGACGACUUCAUCCACAACUGGAAAGAGUUGUCUCCCUCAACCUCCUCGAGUUCAGGACAGUGACACCAGAGAUGACGCAGCCAUGCAGCGGUUACUCUUCUGUCUGCAGAAAAUGACUGAACAGAAGGGAGAAGUGUUGGUUGAAAUGAGUAAUCUAAAGUUUGGACAGUACCUGGGGGAACCUUGUUACGCUGCUGCUGCUGCCCAGCUCCCCCUACCUGCCAACCUUCCUUCUGCUCGGCCACGAAACUGGAAACAUGGAGACUUUGAUGUGCUUCUUAUUCACCGACAUUACGGUCUUGUUAUCUGUGAGGUGAAGGCGUUUGGUGACAACAUACAGGCACUGAACAUGUCACAGCAGGAUAUAAACAAUAACAUUAGACAGAAACUGAGAGACGCCGUGUCACAGCUGGACAAGGCGGAGGCCAUGUUGUCUCACCUGGUGUCCGACAUCGCUCCCGGUCUGCGCAUCACUAAGACCAUCGCUUUCCCCAACCUCACGGCUAGUCAAGUACAACAGGCCAUCUCCGGCGACACCCAGCUAACUCAGAACCUGUGUCAGUGUCUCGGAGGAACAGAUGCCGCCGACAUCGCUGGUCUGUGUCUCUACUCUGAGGAGUUGUCCGACCCCAAGACCCCGUGGGACGUUAAUGAAGGGACGUUAAAGAAACUCGGAGAAUGGUGGACACGACGUGUGACUGUGUCUGGGCCUGACAGUCACAUGACUAGUCACGUGUACAAGACACUAGUAGCACGGUAAAGUAUACUGCGUUCAAUUAGACAGAAAAAGUAAACUAUUUAGAUGAAAUAUACGUUUGUUUGGUACCCUAUGUUUGUUUAUACCGCGAAAAUAUUUUUUGUUAAUUUCUAACGUUUGACCUAUUUCCAGAUUUGUGAAUUCUCUGUCGAAUAUAAUUACAGUCUUUCAUUUGAUUUUACUACAAGAAAAUAAACCAAUAACUGUUAAAAUUCACACCAAGUAAAUGUUUUACAAAUGGUCUUUAAGACGGGGUAUCACAAAUAGUUAUUUUUGUUGUAGAUUAAUAGAUAUAAUUUAAUGCCAGUCGAAAGUUCAUUCGUGGGUAUUCCCCGCUGUGUCUACAAAAACCAUCGCGUGCAUUCGCCCUCCCUUUGUCGCGAAAAAGAAUUAAUUGUGUGAAUUUGUUCACUGAGAAGUGAUUGGUUUCGUUCGCAUGGGGUGCACGAGUGUUCGCUGAACGUGUUUGACUGUGAUUGUGCCUGUGAGUGUGAAGUGAUUAGAGCCCGGGUACAUCACGCGACAAAUACACGUAUCUUGGGCUUGGGUUCUUUACAAAACUAAGUAUUGAUAAUGUAGUGAAUGAUAUGGCGAUUCAAUCGAAUAAGGGUGCCGGUGAAAUCUUGAGUACUAUGGGCAGGUUAAAAUGUAACUCUGCUAGCUUUUUAAAAAUUUAAUACUUAAUUGUAUUCAUGUUUUUGAAGGUUUCUGACAAUCUGGGGCUCUAUUAAAUGACUACUGUUAAGGAGAUCCUCCUUUUUUGUCUAAAAUAUUCUUGGGGUUUCAAUAAGAGCAUCCAGAAAAUUAAUGUAUGAAGAUAGAGGGAAGUUCCCUUUAAUAUAAUGUUUACAUCUAUACAUGUAAGAAACAUUGGUCACGGUUGCUGAGUUUUACGGCCCCACGGACUACAAAGAAAGCAGGCGAUAAGCUGCUCCUAAUGACCUCUACAGGUCAUGAAACAUGGGUGACCAUAAUACCAAAGGCUCUGUUCUCCAUGGACUUUGGCAAUGUCUGGAUAUUACAACAGGUGGACAGGGAGAACAUUUUUCUGAAGAAAUAUAGAGAAAGACUAAAUCAAAUUUUCUAUGAGUAGUAGGACACUAGUGUGGAAAAUACUUCUCAUUCAGCAGUACACAAGUGUGCAAAAUACUUCCCACUGAUGUAUAUGUUCGUUCUAAAAACUGCUUGCAGCGAGAAAAAUAUGUUUAUUGUUUAAAACAAAGUGUUUGUAUGAAUGGUUUAUGUUUAUUAUAGAACUGGAGUUUCAAAAAUAAAUUGCCAAUAGAACUAUUUUGCUCAGUUUGAGGAAGCACGCCAUUAAUUAUUUUGUCCAGAUGGCUAGGAGUAUGAAAUACAUUUUUUUGGACUUAAGAAAGAAGUGUA
This is a messenger RNA of Pomacea canaliculata, 3063 nucleotides long. RefSeq lists its product as uncharacterized. The record is from RefSeq and is a predicted model, not a curated record. The transcript has 5 exons. NCBI's taxonomy places the organism in Eukaryota, Metazoa, Mollusca, Gastropoda, Architaenioglossa, Ampullariidae. The coding region runs from base 508 to 1683 and encodes 391 amino acids.